Messenger RNA from Armigeres subalbatus, 2711 nucleotides. RefSeq lists its product as uncharacterized. The coding region runs from base 954 to 2711 and encodes 585 amino acids. The transcript is spliced from 4 exons. NCBI's taxonomy places the organism in Eukaryota, Metazoa, Arthropoda, Insecta, Diptera, Culicidae. Gene Ontology annotation, molecular function: nucleic acid binding; zinc ion binding. The record is from RefSeq and is a predicted model, not a curated record.
ACUUCAGUCAACGGGCCGCCAAUCGAAGGGCAAAAGAUCACCCGAAGGUCAGAACAAAACCACGGGGAAGUGAACCAAACACACAUCCGUCGGAGAUCGGUUACAAUUCCGUCAGAGCCAAAACACCCCAUUCGCUGGGGUGUUUCUAUGGGAGCUGAGCUGCGCAUGCUGAAGGACGAUUUGUGCUUGUGUUGAUCCGGUGACUGUCGCGUGGAAUUGCUGAAAGGCGUGCGGCCUCGUCAGCAUCUACUGCCUCGGAGGGAUCCCAUCCAGUAUACGGUCGACUGGACGGCCAGAGGGAUCUCCAGCAGAGGAGUUGCGCAGAGAAGGAAGUUUGCCAGCACGAAGAGGUCGGAGGCGCCGUUGUCCCAGUGAUCCCGUCGUCGCCAUCAAGGAGAGAAUUGGCCGGUAUUUCCACCGCUAGUGCCGCCAGGAAAGCCGUCCGUCAUAACCGCAAACGGAGGUCUGGAGACGAGACAUCAAGCAGGAGCGAUUGAUGGCGAAUCGUCGCAGAUUAUGGAGUUGUGCGAGAAGAUGGGUGAGGCCUGACUAGGGGGACGCCCCGCAGUUUGUGAGUACGAAAACAAAAAUGUUAGCGUGUAAGAAGAUGUGAAUAGAGAAAGAGUAGAGGAGUUAGGCCAAGAAGUAGGAGGCUAGGAAAGGCAAAUGAUGAGGGCGGAUGCCCUAAAUACAUGUAUGAAAAUUUAGAUUUGUGGCGUUUUGUUUUGGUUGGUGCUUUGGCCCUCCAGUUUUGUGCAUUUUAGUCCGCUUUGGUAGUUCCGCUCUACCCGCUAACCGGAGAACUCGCAAUACUGGCGCCCAACUGAAAAUCCACAAUUAAAACUACCGUUUAGCGAAAUUUUUUGGUUUGUUAGUUAUUUAUGGUUUUGUGUUUUGAUUAUCCGGCCUACGAUAGUCAAAUUUUACUUUAACUCUUACGCAUUAUUAUCGAUAUGGAUUACACGCAUUUGACCGACGAAGAGGUGACCUACGAGUUAGCUUUACGCCACGUAGUUAACCUAGGUCCCACUACCCAUAGAGGAAAGAUCCUCCGACUCAAGGCACUCGUUCAGGAGGAGACCUUGAGAGAUAGUAAGCCCACUAGCUCAGACCAUGUAAUGAGUCCUCAAUCCAAUAUUGAACAUUGUGAAUCUCACAUUAAUAAGCUGCACAUUAGCGCUGAAUCGGCACUGCACACCGCCGACAGUGAAGCGAUCUGUCAAAUACGUUCGCGUCUUCUACACUAUCGCGAUCGUUUAUUACUGAUCCGUCCACCGGUCGAACUGCACGAAACACAUGCAAUGCUAACAAUGCAAAUUUCAGUAUUGUUGAACAAGGUGAACGGGAAAAGUGUGGUACACGGUGCUUCAAUAAGUGACAGUGCAGUGAACCAACUACAGUCAACUGGUGCAGUGCGAAGAUGCAACGCAGAAGAAGAAGGAGCCUUUGGAGAUGCAGCUGAUGCAACGUUCCCAAUGGUCAACAACGUUCCUCUGGAAAAUCCCUCGCCAGUUUCGAACCAACUACCACAGAUGAAUUCGUUAUCGGGCGGGCAUAGACGAGGACUGCUAUCUGCAAAUCAGCAAAGCUGUUCUCCACCACCUCCCUACCAUUCGAGAGAGCGCGCAGCCUGGAACCACCCGGAAGGUGGAGCGCAAGGACUAGACGCAAGAAUAAGAGAGAUGCAGGACAGGGAGCGUCGUAUUCGAGAGGAGUACUGCAGAAUGCGGGACGAACUGGAUCGUCUCAUUCGUCGAGAACAACCACGACCAGCACGAGAAGAAGAAAGAAGACUACAGAAAGCGGUGCACAAUUGGCCUUUCAAGUUUCGAGGGGACAAGGACACCACUUCUCUCAACGUUUUUCUGGACCGGGUCGAGACAUUCGCGAGGUCGGAGGGCAUGAGUGCUACACUGCUGAGUUCCAUCAAGCAUCUGCUACAAGAGGACGCAAUCGUUACGGCAGCAAGGCCGCGUUCACUGGAGGAAAUGGUUGAAGUUUGCACCGGAUACGACGAAACACGAAUGGCGGCGAUACUUCCGCAGCAACAACAACCACAUCGCUACAACAGAGUUCACGCGGUGGAAAUUGAAGAUAACAUUCUACGACGCGAGACAGAGGAAGAUGAAGCACGGGAUACGUGGCAGCAUAGUAUCGACGAACUCGUAGAGCAGGUGAACGCGCUGAAGCUGAACAUGGAGAAGAGCACCUGGCGUUCGAGCAACACGACGCGGAACGAUCAGCAACCCAGAUUUGCAGACAGAAUUCGUCGACCCGAAGAAGUUCGCCAGCCGGUCGAAACUGUGGAACAACACAGAAUGCAGCCACAGAGACAGCAACUCGUGCAAUACCAACAACGGCAGCCACAGCAGCUGCUAGAUCGCUCUCAAAGAACACAGAACUGGCAAUCGCACCGGGAAGCUCCGAACUUUGAAGAAGCAUUAGACCACGUUCCUCAGCAAAGCCAUCCAUGGCAUCCAGAAGCCAGACGGGAGGAAAUCCAUCACGAUGAUCAGCGAGAAAUUCCGCGCAACCAGCGGCCAAUCAUGGUUUGCUGGAACUGCGACGAAGACGGGCACAGGUUCAUGGAUUGCCCAAAACCACAAGCAAUUCUGUUCUGCUACCGAUGCGGACGAAAAGGCUACUCACUCCGUAGCUGCUUCACGUGUCGAGCAGAUGCGGGAAACGGUCAAGCGGGGAACCGACAAUAG